AUGAAAGAGGCAGCCUAUGCUGAUGAGCUGAAGACUCUUGAAGAGUUCAAACCUACUCGUAAUGAUUGGUUUGUUAAAGAAACGAGGAGGAGACGCAGAAAGGUUACUCCUAAAGUAAAAGAGGGCGAGGGAUCUUCAUCGCAACCGAAGAAGAAACAAAAGAAAGUUGCAAAAACGUUAUUAGUUGAUGAACCUGAGGAAGAAGAACCGGCAGUGAAUGUUGAGGAAAAUCCAUAUGCUGGUAUUGAAGAAGUGAUGUUAGAUCUUGAUGACUUAGAGGUUGAGCAGACAGCACAAGCUGUUAAUGUAGAAGCUCAGAAAGAGAAAGUUAUUGACGAUAUUGAAGGUGAUGAUGUUGAUAAAGAUACUACAAGUUCCUCGAGUUCUUCAGAAGAUGAAGUAGAUGAAGCUGAACGUUUAAGAAGAAUUCAGGAAGCAACAGAGAAAGAGAAGUUGUUGAGAAAGAGGAAAAGGCAAGAAAAGGAAGAUGCUCCAUUUUGGCAGAAAGAAGGCCGGGGCAAGAAAGAAAGUUGUAUCUCCAAAGAUCCGGAAAGUUACACCAAAGAUUUCAAAGCCGAAGAUCGUCUUAAAGAAGAAACCUUCCAAAGAAACCAGGAAACCAUCAACACCACCACAUGA
Messenger RNA from Helianthus annuus (common sunflower), 639 nucleotides. Its product is annotated as cilia- and flagella-associated protein 251-like. Bases 1 to 639 code for a protein of 212 amino acids. The record is from RefSeq and is a predicted model, not a curated record. The transcript is spliced from 2 exons. NCBI's taxonomy places the organism in Eukaryota, Viridiplantae, Streptophyta, Magnoliopsida, Asterales, Asteraceae.